AUGUCUUACUUUGCGGAGCACUUCUGGGGAGAGAAGAACCAGGGUUUCGAUGUCCUCUAUCACAACAUGAAACAUGGGCAAAUCUCGGCCAAGGAGCUGGCGGACUUCGUGCGGGAGAGGGCGGCAGUCGAGGAGGCCUACGCCAAGUCCAUGGUCAAGAUGUCCAAGAUGGCCGGCAACAGCACCCAGCUGGGGACCUUUGCCCCCCUUUGGGAGGUCUUCCGCAUCUCCUCGGACAAGUUGGCGCUGUGCCACGCUGAGCUGGUGAAGAAGCUGCAAGAUCUCAUCAAGGAGAUCGGCCGCUAUGGGGAGGAGCAGCUGCGAGCCCACAGAAAGUCGAAGGACGAAGUGGCCGGGACGCUGGAGGCCGUCCAGCAGCUCCAGGGGGCCGCCCAGCACCUGCCCAAGGCCAGGGAGGCCUUCCAGAGCCGAUGCCAGGAGCUGGAGAGGCUCCGCAGGGAAGGGGCCAGCCAGAAGGAGAUGGACAAGGCGGAACUGAAGUCCCGAAAGACCGUGGACGCCCUGCGACGCACCGUGGAGAAGUACAACGCGGCCCGGGCGGAAUUUGAGCAGAAGAUGCUGGACUCGGCUGUGCGGUUCCAGGAGGUGGAGGAGUCUCACCUGCGGCACAUGAAGGGCCUGGUGGGCUCCUACGUCCACUCGGUGGAGGACACCCACGUCCAGAUCGGGCAGGUGCAGGAGGAAUUCAAGCAGAACAUGGAGAACAUCGGGGUGGAGACGCUGUUGCGCAACUUUGCGGAGAGCAAGGGCACCGGCUGCGACCCCCCAGGGCCCCUGGACGUGGAGGAGCUGAGUCUGAUGUCCUCGUCCCAGGAAGGGCCCAAACGCAGCCGCAGCAAAGCCUUCCGCAUUCCCGGACUCGGGCGCAAGGAACGCGGGAAGGACUCGGGGGAGUCUCCGGAGGCGGAUGUGGGGCCCCCCGAGGUGGACGAGGAAGGCUUCACUGUCCGGCCCGAAAUGAACCAGAACGAUAACAGCAGCCGCUUCUGCUCGUCCAGCGACUCGGAUUACGACGAUGAAGACCCCCCCAAGUUCUACAUCCGGAUCAAGCCCAUCCAGGCCCCCGAGCGGGUGGGCAGCGCGGCCACCUCGGCCGCCACGGAGCAGCUGAAGGCCUCUGUGGGCAGCCUCAUCCUGCCACCCAGCGUGGGGGGCACCAUGAAGAGGCACUCCUCCCGGCACUUGAAAACCUUCCCUUCGGCUGCUGCGGUGCCCACCCACUCUGGGCCGGCCCCGGGCGCAGGAGAGAGAGGCUACAAAACAAUGUUGGCCGCCUUGAACUCUGCUGGCCAGACCAAGCCCCCCACCACCACCACGGGAAGGGGCUUGCUGGGAAUAACGGGGGUCUUUUCUCUGCCGCCCCCUCCCUCCCUCCCGCCCCCCCCCGUCUUCUCUUUCUCCAGCUGCGAGAGCAAAAGCCAGCCAGAGGCCCUCCCCGCCAGCGCCUUGUUUGGGCCCCCCCUGGAGUCGGCCUUUGAGAACGAAGCCUUCACAGCCCCCCGAGCCUACUUGCUGGCCUCCAGCCCCUCCCCCUUCUCCUCCUCCUCCCCCGAGAACGUGGAAGACUCUGGCCUGGACUCUCCCCCCCACCUGGCCACGGGACCCUCCCCGGAUUCCCGCCUGUGGAGUUCCCGGCCGGCCACCCCCCUGAGCCCCCCGGGCCAAAGGACCCCCAAAUCCGCCCUCGUGUUCCGGGGCAGCCGCGGGGCGCUUCUGCCCGAGGACAGGCCCAACCCCUGGCUGCCCCAGCCCUCCGCCCCCCAGGACGCCCGCUUCGGGGCAGAGCCGGGCUGGGCGGUCUCCGGCGCCUCCUGGCCCCCCGCAGGGGCCCGGGCCUUCUCCACCUGCUCCCCCGACCUCUUCUCCUCGGAGGCCGGGAUGGGGGGCCGGCGGCUCUGGGUGGCCCGACCUCGGAGCCCGGCGGCCUCGGACGGGGCCCCUCGGACCGGGGAGCGCGACAGCUGCCUCUCCUCCAACUCGGCCUCCUCCUCCUCCUCCUCCCCGGCCCCCCUCAGCAGCGGGGACUCCACCAGCCCCUCCCCCUGGGCCCCCCGGGGCCGCGACCUGGACAGCAGGGGCCCCUCUGCCUCGGAUGCCUCCUCUGAGCACGUCCCCUUCCCUCCUUCGGCCCCACAUGCCCCCUGGCCCCCCACGGCGGCUCCUGUUCGGCGAACCCUCUGCAAGAGGCCCUCGGCCACGUCGGCCACCAGCCUUGGGGCCGAGACGCCCCGCUCCUUCAGCCCUGCCCCACUGUCCACUCUGACCUCCUCCCAAAGCACCUCCGCCCUGACCGAGCGCAGCCUCUUCACGGCCCCCCAGCAGCAGCAGCAGCCGCCAGCCCUGGGCGUCUCCCGUGGGCCCUCCCCCGUGGUCCUGGGCUCCCAGGGCGCCCUGCCCGUGGCCACGGCCUUCACGGAAUACAUCCACGCUUACUUCAAGGGCCAGAAGGCGGACAGCUGCCUCGUCAAGGUGACCGGGGAGCUGACCAUGUCCUUCCCGGCGGGCAUCAUCCGGGUCUUCAGCAGCGCCCCGGCCCCCCCGGUCCUCAGCUUCCGCCUGCUGCACACGGCGCCCAUUGAGCAGUUCCUGCCCAACGCCAGCCUGCUCUUCAGUGACUCCUCGCAGAGCGACCCCAGCAGUAGGGAUUUCUGGCUCAACAUGGCCGCCCUGACCGGGCACCUGCAGAAACAGGCCGAGCAGGCGGGGGCCGCCCCCUAUUACAACGUGACUCUGCUCAGAUACCAGUACUCCAGGCAGGGGCCGGAGUGGGCCCCACUGCAGCUGUCGGUCAGCUGGGAGUGUGCCGCGGAGGCCACCCGGGUGAGCGUGGACUAUCGCUACAACGCGGCCGCCCUGGCCUCGGCCGUGGCCCUCACCAACGUGCAGGUCCUGCUGCCCAUCGAGGAGCCCGUGGCCAACGUCCAGCCCCGGCCCAAGGCCUGCUGGAACCUGGAGGAGAAGCGCCUGCUCUGGCGGCUCCUGGACGUGCCCAGCACCCAGGGCCAGGGAGGCUCCGGCCGCCUCCUGGCCAGCUGGGAGCCCUUGGACGGCCCCAGCAGGCCCACCCCGGUGGCCGCCCAGUUCACCAGCGAGGGCAGUACCGUCUCGGGGGCCGACGUGGAGCUGGUGGGCAGCGGCUACCGGAUGUCGCUGGUGAAGAAGAGAUUUGCCACAGGGAGCAUCUUGGUUCUCAAGGGUUUUUACGCAGUGCUGGAGUGGAAGAAACCUUAA
Protobothrops mucrosquamatus (brown spotted pit viper) is the source of this 3252-nucleotide messenger RNA. It is a transcript of the gene FCHO1, whose product is annotated as FCH domain only 1. The record is from RefSeq and is a predicted model, not a curated record. Gene Ontology annotation, cellular component: plasma membrane; cytoplasm; clathrin-coated pit. Lineage: Eukaryota; Metazoa; Chordata; Lepidosauria; Squamata; Viperidae. The coding region runs from base 1 to 3252 and encodes 1083 amino acids. Gene Ontology annotation, biological process: clathrin-dependent endocytosis; clathrin coat assembly. The transcript is spliced from 26 exons.